Messenger RNA from Hemibagrus wyckioides, 2502 nucleotides. It is a transcript of the gene terf2, whose product is annotated as telomeric repeat binding factor a. Lineage: Eukaryota; Metazoa; Chordata; Actinopteri; Siluriformes; Bagridae. Gene Ontology annotation, biological process: negative regulation of telomere maintenance via recombination; negative regulation of telomeric D-loop disassembly; protection from non-homologous end joining at telomere. The transcript has 12 exons. Gene Ontology annotation, molecular function: double-stranded telomeric DNA binding; G-rich strand telomeric DNA binding; protein homodimerization activity. The record is from RefSeq and is a predicted model, not a curated record. Gene Ontology annotation, cellular component: chromosome, telomeric region; shelterin complex; nucleus. The coding region runs from base 54 to 2003 and encodes 649 amino acids.
GGCAGAAGAAGAAGAGAUUUCGCGCCAGAUAAAAGCUGUGCAGCAGCUCGGACAUGGCGUCUUCCAGCAGGAACGGAAACAAACACCUCAGUGACGAAGAAAUUAUCAACCGCUGGAGUUUCGACUUUUACGUUACUAAAGCUUUCGAGGCGUUUCGGAAUGAAGACUAUGAGAGUUUCUCCCAGCUCAGGAACCUUAUCGAAAGUUUGGUGGUCAGACCCAUUGAUGGACACACUGACAUGACCAUCAAACUGCGAUUCAUGCAGUUCCUCUCACGGAUCAAUGAUGGUGACAAGCUUGACGUUACGUUUCAAAAGCCUCUAACACCCCUAGAAUCAGCACUGAUUGUCCUGGAGUCUAUCUGUUCAGAAAUGGAUGUCCCGCAAGACUUACUUGAGAAAGUUCACACCUUGAUCAGGGAAAUGCUUAUUGUUGUUUGCAUAAAGAGCAAACAGUUUGAAAAAGCUCAGGAGAUGCUGCUUAAAUACUUUCCCAAAGGAAUGGAUUCAGCUGGAAAGAAGAAGCUGUAUAUGGAUCUGAUGAAAAGGCGAUGCAGCACGCAUUCGGUUCUGAAUGUGAUUUCGUACAGUGAAUUCAAACAGGACAUGCUGGACUUCAUCGAUAGACUCCACCACAUUCCCGAGCCUUUCCUAGUCAAGAUGGUCAAGCUAUCGAGUCAAGGAAGGACUGUAGACUGUGGGGCUGUACAUAAGCCUCAAGCCGGUAGGACUCUCAACAUGCAGUCGUGUACACAGGAGCGAGCGAACAGUGAGCCCACAGACCAUUCUCCAUCCAAUUCGCAACAGAGCACACCAAUCAAAAAUAACCAAAGCAGUGCUUGUUCCCCAUCUCUUUUGGUAACGGUGCACCUGACCAAGGGCAACCUAAUGGCCAUCUAUCCGCAGCUUGCUGAGCAGUUUUCUGUCCCUGUCCCCUUCACUCUGCUGGAAGAUGACGUGGAGUGUGAAGCACAGCAGGGGAAUGGCUUGGAUCAGAACAUGGAACUUUGUCUGAAACUCACAGAGACUCCAAUGGAGUUUUUGGCAGAACAGGAGCAGAGUGUGUGUGAUGAAAGACUCCCUAGUGACCGUGUACAGUCUCAGCAGCGAUGUGUUGGGCACUGCACCUAUGUGCAGUCUGAUGCCAGCAAACAAACUAUAGUGACCCCAAAUCACUGCACAAAACAACAUAUGGAAAAGGAGCAUGAAAGUUCAAGGGACACACCUUCACUAAUCAAUACACAUGGCCAACAUUCCCCUGCUUCUUCUGCUGAGGACGGCAAGACGACUGCCGGUGUUGUGUCUGCAGUGAGUGUAGCACAGUUAGUGAUGGAGGAAGACAGUGUCCCGAGUGAUCUCGAAGCUGGUAAUUCUCAACAGACUCCCAGUCCACAGAAGGUGCACUCAAAUGCAGAGGAUCCACUUAGCUCGCAGUCUGUGAGCUCUUCACCGGUCCGGAAAUUCCGCAGACCCGCUCCUUGCAGGAGAAGUAUACUCACUGAGCCACAUCCUGCUUCCCACAAGCAGCUUGACAAACCUCAGAACAGUUCCACCCCCAGCAGACCGCAGAACAGCCCUCGUUCUGCCCAAGCAACACCUAAUAAGGAAGGUCAGAAACAAGCAACGAAGAGGUCGCACAGACACAGCACAAGUGAAGACAGUGUAGAAAGCAUUGUGGUAGACUCUCCACCAGCAGCAAAACCGACUGUGACCAACAUUAAACGGAGGAAUUGGAUGGAUGUGUCUGGAGCCCAGGAAGAGUGGAGUGAUGAGGAGUCCCUGUUCUCUGUUUUCACUAAAACAACUAAAGGUAAAAGUUCGAGUGAUGGCCAUUCCAAAAAGAAGAAGUGGACUGAUGAAGAGUCCGAGUGGGUGAAGCAAGGAGUGGCUCGUUACGGUGAAGGACGAUGGGAGAGGAUUAGAAGUGCGUUCCCUUUUAAAGGCCGCACAGCGGUUAACAUCAAAGACCGUUGGCGCACCAUGCUAAAAUUAAAGAUGGUAUAGAAUUGUAAACAAACAGACGUGCAAAUAAAAUGUUAAGAGAGAUUUUUGUACACACACUCACUGCCUACUUUAUUAGUAUCACCUGAGCAACUUCCCAUUCAUGCAAUUAUCCAACAGCGGCACGAUGCAGAAAAUCAUGCGGGUCAAGAUGAACAUUAUCUGAAGCUCUUGACCUGUAUCUGCAUCAUUUCUUGCAUUGUGCUGCUGCCGGAAGUUGUACAGGUGUUUCCAGUAAAGUGGACAGUGAAUGUAUAUCUAAAGGUAUUUUGAAAUUUUAAAGAGCUUGAGCUUUACAUCUCAUUUAUGUUCAAACACUUGGAGAUAUUUGAUUUUGUUACAGCACCCUGUUCUUACGGUACAUAUAAAAAUGUCUUUUUGUUUGUUUGCUCAGCAGUUUGUGUGACUGAGCUCUAUACCGGUUACGUCUACAUUUUGAAAGUACAGAAAUGCUCCAGGUAACAAAGUGGCUGUUAUUAUAUAUAUAACUGCCAAUAACGAC